Molecule: messenger RNA, 1733 nt
Organism: Acanthopagrus latus (yellowfin seabream)
Lineage: Eukaryota; Metazoa; Chordata; Actinopteri; Spariformes; Sparidae
Gene: cep41
Product: centrosomal protein 41
Exons: 11
Coding region: 119-1225 (368 amino acids)
Biological process (GO): cilium assembly; protein polyglutamylation
Cellular component (GO): ciliary basal body
Source: RefSeq, a predicted model, not a curated record
UCUGAGGCAGAAGUGGCCCAGUACCAGCGUCUCUGAUUGGUCCGAGGUACAGCACUGACAAAUCAGCGACGAGUUUGUUCAACUUGGAAAUUGAUGUUUGGCUUUUCGGUUUGAAAAGAUGUCGCUCAAUCGGGGCAUCGGCAAUGCAGAGUACAUGAGGAGAAGGAUACCGAAAAACGCCAAAUAUCAACAUGUCAAAACAAGGCUGGAUACAGGAUGCAGCCUUUCAAAGUAUAUGGAAAAACUGGAGGAGAUUAGAAAAAACUAUAGAUAUCGAAAAGAUGAAAUCUUUAAGCGGUUGAAGGUGACAACAUUUGCACAACUGAUACUUCAAGUAGCCUCCGUAUCAGACCUGAAUGAAAGUGAUGAUGGCGAAUCACACACAGAUGGUCUGUCACUGGUGUCCGAUGCAGACCUCGAGUGUCUCUCUGAACACACCAACGGCUCCCCACAAGCGUCACUUACUUCAGAACGUGAGGAUGCAGGAGACAGCAGGGAACUCUGUAAUACUGCCAGGUCAACACUCCUAAGUGUUAUUAGUGGUGUGGGAGAGCUGAACCUCGACAGAACCAGUCAGAGGGUGAAGAAUGAGCCAGUGUUCAGCCCUGAGCCGACUGACAGGCCUUACCCCGACUGCCCCUACCUGCUGCUGGACGUGCGGGACCGAGACCAGUACGACUGCUGCCACAUCAUUGGCGCGCACAGUUUCCCCAUUGCCAUGUUAUCUCGGACAAUGAACCCCUACACCAAAGAAGUGCUGGAAUACAAAAAUGCAGCGGGGAGGAUCAUCAUCGUGUAUGAUGAGGAUGAGAGAAUAGCCAGCCAGGCAGCCACCACCAUGUGUGAACGAGGAUUUGAGAAUCUGUUUCUGCUGUCUGGAGGUCUCAAGGUUAUCGCUCAGAAAUUUCCAGAGGGAUUGACGACGGGCUCCAUCCCGGCCUCCUGCCUGUCCUCUCCCCCAUCGCUGAAGGUUAAGAAGAGCUCUGCGCCACAGCAGCCAUCACAGGCAGCAGAGAGGAGGUGGAGGUUAACUUCAGACGAGCUGUCCAAAAUCCAGGACCAACUGGAGGAGAUCCUGAUCCCCAGUAACACCAACAGCCGCAUGUCCAGCCGCUUGUCAACCAGCAGCUCGCAGUCUAAAGCUUCCAGCGCUCGGAGUCGACAGAGUUCCUCUACAACUGGGAGGGACAGCGCCAGGGUUCAGAGCAGCAGACCCUGGAAAUGAAACCACCCGGCCCCCCCCUUCACUGCAGAGAUUUACACAAACAGACAUACCUCCAACACAAGGUCAAUUUAUUUCAGGUUACGUUUCCCCAUUCCAUAACUGUAAAGAAACACAUGUUUGGCCCCAGUCUUAACAAUAAUCCUCCAUGGUACUGUUGGAAACUGCUUUCUUAAAGCAAAUUAUAGGCAGUGUUUCUCUGUGCCCUUGGCCAUGUUUUAAUUCAGAAUAUCCACUGACAAAGCUGCUUAUAUAUGUUAAUUUGUAUGUUCUAGUUUUGAAAAUCACACACACCUAUUAAAAGUAAUUACUGCUGCAUUAAAAAAAACAGGACUGAAAGAAACUAAUUAAGACUUAAUUAAGUUUAAAAAAACAAAAUCUGUUAGAACAGAACAAAGCAAUUUCAUUUCAGACUCAUUGGUAACCUUUAUAAAAUUACUUUAUGUCACACUGUUGCGUCUUGUUUUAAAAAUAUAUAUAUAUUUAAUAAAUGGUGUGUAUGUGGAUGUUU